GCCUAUAUUAAGAAAGGUAAACUUAUACGCAGUUUUAUCCCCCUGUUGUCAGUCGUAUAACCUAAGGUGUGGAAUGUAGGCCUACGUAAAUCAGAUGCACCAAGCUGGCCUCUCACUUCGCGGCGGUUCUUCCACCUCUGACUGCUUCCCCCUCAGCCACCGCAAUACAGAUGAAUGUGGAAGUGAGACUUCAUCUGGACCACGGAAACACGAAGUGAGAGCAGAUAACACUUUAACUAUUGUUAACGAGUAACCAGGGAAAGUCACAACAUAAAGCAUUAACUUUUACAUAACGUGGAGUUGAGAUCAGUAUUGAAGAUUAGGGCGUGUUGUGAGAUACAGCACAGCAUCUGUGGACAAGCCUACAUUUCUGUCAAGGAUGAGGUCCAUUGUGAGUUUCUACAUAUGCUACCUGCUUUGCCUGGGUCUGGGCCUGGCCUGCGUGGUCUGUGUGUGUUUGUGGAAUAGCCAGUGGCGAGGGGGUUUUGCAUGGGACGGCUCGGCACUGCAGUUCAACUGGCACCCUGUUCUGAUGGUAACAGGUCUAGUUGUGCUAUACGGCAAUGGAGCUGUGUUGUACCGUGUCCCCCUGACCUGGGGUCAGAAUAAACUCCCCUGGAAGCUGCUGCAUGCCACACUGAUGUUCCUUGCUCUGAUUCUGUCAAUUGUGGGUCUUUGUGCUGUGUUUGGCUUCCACAAUAAAAAAAACAUUCCCAACCUCUACUCUUUGCACAGUUGGAUUGGAAUCGCUGCUGUAGCUCUUUUUGCCAUACAGUGGGUGGGGGGUUUGGCUGGCUUCCUUCUGCCCUGCUCCCCCAUAUCAAUACGUGCACUCCUGAAACCUGUCCAUGUGUGGAUGGGAGGCAGCAUACUGUGGCUCAGCAUCGCUGCAUGCAUUUCUGGAAUCAACGAGAAACUGUUCUUUGUCCUCACUGGAACUCAGGCGUAUGCUAACCUUCCAUCCGAGGCUUUGUUAGGAAAUUCAUUAGGACUUUUAAUUGUAGCCUUCGGCUUUGUUGUCCUCAUGAUUUUGUCCAACCACAAAUGGCAGCGACCAGACUCCAGUCCUGAGGUUCUGGCUUACACGCCAUUGCUUGAAGAAGAAAACGAAUGAAGGGAAAAAGUUCAGCCAUUACAGAUUACAUUGCCCCUUUUACAAUGCAAAAGUUUUACAAACUUUGAUCUACUUUGAAUGUACAAGCAGCUUGGUUAACAGUGUGAUAAGUAUCAAUGUAUGUUGUGGGUGUACAUAUUUAUUUGAAAUUAUAUUUAAGAUUGAUCUUUUGCCAAAGAAUAAAGAAAAGUUUUUUUUGUCAAA
Etheostoma cragini (Arkansas darter) is the source of this 1318-nucleotide messenger RNA. RefSeq names its product cytochrome b ascorbate-dependent protein 3. The record is from RefSeq and is a predicted model, not a curated record. The transcript is spliced from 7 exons. Gene Ontology annotation, cellular component: lysosomal membrane. Lineage: Eukaryota; Metazoa; Chordata; Actinopteri; Perciformes; Percidae. Gene Ontology annotation, molecular function: oxidoreductase activity. The coding region runs from base 380 to 1114 and encodes 244 amino acids.